This is a messenger RNA of Sinocyclocheilus rhinocerous, 1695 nucleotides long. RefSeq names its product desumoylating isopeptidase 1-like. The coding region runs from base 261 to 770 and encodes 169 amino acids. Lineage: Eukaryota; Metazoa; Chordata; Actinopteri; Cypriniformes; Cyprinidae. Gene Ontology annotation, biological process: protein modification by small protein removal. The transcript has 6 exons. Gene Ontology annotation, molecular function: peptidase activity. The record is from RefSeq and is a predicted model, not a curated record.
UCUCGCGAGAGUUGGCAACAGUGCUUAGAAGGACAAAGCCUAUUUAUCUGGCUAUCGUUUUAAAGCAGUUUUGCUGUAUUUUUUACUCAGACCCUCCUAAUGCCAUCGAUUUCAAAAAGUUCAAUAUACAUAAAAUGUUUCAGAAAUUUCAAACCUGAGAUUUCAGACUGUCGUAAUCAUUUGCGAAUCUUAAGGCCGUGUAACUGCAGGACUUCGCCGCAGACAGGCUAACGUUGUCAGCCGCAUUCAGCAUCACAAACAUGGAUCAGCACGACUCGACGUUUGGAGUGCAGCUCUUCAUUUGUGAUCUGUCGAGGGGAAUGGCCCGACAGCUCAGUCCGAUAAUGUUAGGAAAACAGCUUGAUGGGAUUUGGCACACAUCUAUUGUGGUCUAUGGAGAGGAAUUCUUCUAUGGUGGUGCCGGGAUCUCUAGUUGCCCACCAGGUGGGACAAUGCUCGGACCUCCAGACACAGUGGUGGAGCUGGGAAACACAGAGGUGACAGAGGAGAUCUUUCUGGAUUAUCUGUCCUCACUUGGAGAGACAACAUAUAGUGGUGACAAAUACAGAUUGUUUGAACACAACUGUAACACGUUCACUAAUGAGGUGGCCCAGUUUCUCACUGGCAAUAAAAUUCCCUCCUAUAUCACAGAUUUGCCCUCUGAAGUGCUCUCCACGCCAUUUGGUCAGGUGUUGCGGCCAAUCCUGGACUCGAUACAUAUUGCCCCUCCAGGCAGAAACGUGAUCAGCUGCCAAAAUAAUCAUGGCUAGAUCAGCUUUGUAAUCUCUCUCUCACACCUACACAUGCAAUAAUUCACACAUACGCUGUUUAUACACACACAUUAGCCCCGUUGUAAAUGAAGUUGGCUCAAAACACCUCGUUCAAGAGCACGGAACAAAAUUUCCUCAGUUCUGGUCCAUAUUCACAGUUGCCCUGAUAUUUUGAGACAGUUUUGCUUAAAGUGUUUCAUGCACAAGGUCUGGGUCAUUCUUUCCAGAUCACUGAUGGUUCAUAUUUUUCAGUGUUGAGUUCUUGGUUUCUUUGGUUUUCAUUUUAAUAUGUAUCUUUAUUUUGUAUCUCUACAGCCCACCACAUGCAAAUGUCAUUUGUUGUUUGUUGAUGACAAUCCAACUUUUUUCCUGUUGUUAAUUAUGAUUCCUUUCACAUCAUUUCAUUCAGUUUUUCCUCAAUAAUAUGUCUGUUAAUAUUGGCAAGCCAAAAGUUGAAAGACUAUCUUUAAUUUUAGUAACAUAUAUGUAUUUAUUUUUGUGUGUGACUUUGUGGCAAAGAAGCACAUGUGCUAUAAUAUGACUUGCAUUCUGAAGAAAUUACUGAAUGUGGCUUUAGAAAUAUAUGUAUCUGUGCCUUUGUCGUGGCAGCUUGGGCACAAGUAACAUUUUUAACUAAACUAAACUGUAAAGUACAAAUUAUUUAUACACAUAAUGCUUAAGGUAGACAUUGUGUCUUUCAUUUAUUUAACCAGCUGAAUGCUUUUAUAUAUGCUUUACGCUGAUUUUUAUUUUCAUGAAAGGAAAGUUUGCUGCUGUUGUCAGUGUUAUAUGGUUGAAUGUGUGUGUUUGUUAUUGGUAUUUAUUAACAUUCCUAUUUUAAAAUUUAUUUAUUGAGGACAAAUGAUAAUGUAAUAUUCAGAGAUGUUUAAUGAAAGACUAUUGCCACUCUUAUUUUGUUUUCAUG